ACCCCCGCCCCUUCCUCUCCGACUGCCGAGGUCGCCAGAGUGGGCUGAACCCUCGGGACUGCAGCUGCUUGUGUGCUGGGUGCUGGGCCGUCAUCCCAAGAUGAUUAGCGGCAGGCUUUGCAUGUUGCUCGACCCCACCCACCGGAACUCGAACCCGGGUUAGACCGGGCUGUUGGGCUGGUCUCUUCCUCUCGCUGCACCUUUACUAGGGGUCACCAUUAAGGGAAAGGGCCCUAGCGCAGUACUGAGUGGCAGUUAAGUAACCGCUACACCACUGCCAACAUUUGGCAUCAUUUCUCUCCAUAGAGGGCGGGGUUCUCUGUGAAGCUGGGGAGCUGUAAGUGGGUUAGGGCUAGAAAGUUACACUUUCUCUUUAGGCUUUAAAGAGAUCUAAAGAUCUGAACAGAUCUAGGUUAUUAUUGACUUUUUACCAACUUCUGGAAACAUUGUUUCCAGAACUUUCCUCUCGUUCUUCUCAGGGUUUAGGCCAUUUUUGUGCAGAUGUGUGCACCUUGCUUACUAUAAUAUUAGCUAAUCUUUGUAAGUUUUUAUAUGGAUCCAAUACCAUAUUUCGUGCCUACUUUUCCUGGCACUGUAUAAACUUUUUGGUAUAGGUAUGCAUCUAAGCAUUAUCCAUAUUAGCAUCAGUUCUAGAACCGUGGUGUCCAAUAAUGAUAGCCAUUAGUUACAUAAGGCUUGAGCACUUGAAAUGUGGCUUGUCCGAAUUGAGAUGUGCUAUAAGUGUAAGACAGUGAAGUUUGGAAAAUUAGCAUGAAAAAGAAUGUAAACUAUCUCAAUUUGUUUAUAUUAAUCACGUGUUGAGAUGACUAUUCUGGAUAUACUGGGUUAAAUAAAAUGUAUAAUUUCAAUUUUUAUUUUUUAACAUGACUACUGGAAAAUUUUAAAUCAUAUUUGUGGUUUACAUGUUAUAUUUAUGUUGCACAGCCCUGCUCUAGAAAAGGGUCAACAAACUAUGACCUGCAGCCAAAUCUAGCCUGCCUGUUUUUGUAAACAAGUGUUACCAGAACAAGAUCAUGCCUAUCCAUUUAUGUUAUUUUCUGUAUCUGCUGUUGCUGCUACAAGAGCAACAGAGUUGAGUAGUCCAUAGAGAUUGUAUGGCCUACAAAGCCUAAAAUAUGUACCUUCUGAUCUUUAACAGAAAAAGUGUGCUGACCCCCUGCUCUAGAACAAUGCCUGGUUUGGUAGAUAUUUUUAAGCCUUUUAAUUGUAGACUCACAUCCUGUUAUUCACACUUACUGUGUGACAGCCAUAGUUCAAAGCACUUUAUCAAGACUUUCAUUUAAUUCUCAUUAAUCCUAGGAUGUUGGAUUUCUCCCAUUUUGUAGAUGAGGAAAUUGAGGCACAGAAUGGUCAGGAAACUUAUCCAACUUGCUCAGCACCCCUCAUUUCUAGGAACUGGACCUGCUUGACCUUCUUUAUGCAAAUGUUUUGACCCCCCAACCCCUUUUGAUUAGCCCACAGUGGGCACCAUGGUUCUGGUGGUGGUGGUUGUUUUGUUUUGUUUUUUUAACAAGAUAUAUUUGAACUAGAAUUUUUUGAAUUAUUUUUUUGAACUAGAAUCGAGAUGGACUUGGUCUCCUGCGGAAGAAGCCGAGGAGCACUGGGCUUAGGUGCAAUGAGUACAAGCAAGCUGGUGUGUAGUGAAAAGAAAUGAAGCUCACAAGCAGAGAAGAGAGAGAGCAUCCUGUAUGCUCAUCACUCAUUUAACAACAACAAAAAUGUGUUAAGUAAUAGUAAGCACUGGCUGGGUGUUUGCUAGGUGUGUAUAGGUGAAUAAAACAUGUGGAUCUUCUCUUAUGGUCUUGUGGGGAAGGCAGUAAAAACGUUUUUUAAAUGUGAUGAACACCCUGAAAAAAAAACAUGCAAAUUAUUUACUGUUUUUAGCAGGUUUCCUCACCUGUAAGAUGAAAAUAAGCCAUUAUCUGUAUUUCAGGAAUAUUGUGAGGAUUGAGAUGACAGGAGAGUGUAUGUCCCAGAGAGUUGCUCAAUAAAUAUAUGUUGCCUUCCACUGUGAAGAGCUGUAAAGAUGUCUGACAAGAACCAGAUAGCUGCCAGAGCCUCCCUUAUUGAGCAACUGUUGUCCAAAAGGAAUUUUGAGGAUCUUGGCAACCACCUUACUGAGCUAGAAACAAUUUAUGUGACUAAGGAACAUCUCCAGGAGACAGAUGUGGUGAGAGCUGUAUACAGAGUCCUCAAAAACUGCCCCUCUGUGGCUUUGAAAAACAAAGCCAAGUGCUUGCUAUCAAAGUGGAAAGCUGUUUAUAAAGAGACUCACUCCAAAGCGAGGAACAGCCCUAAAUUAUUUCCUGUGAGGGGUAAUGAAGAAAAUUCAGGACCUUCUCAUGACCCAAGUCAGGAUGAGACACUGGGCAUCUGCAGCUCAAAUUCUCUAUCUUCCCAAGAUGUUGCAAAACUCAGUGAAAUGAUUGUGCCUGAAAAUAAAGCCAUUCAAUUGAAACCUAAGAAAGAGCAUUUUGGGGAUGGUGGCCCUGAAUCCACUGGUAAGAGAUUGAGUGAGUUGCUGGAUCCCAUAACACCCAUGAGAACUAAAUGCAUAGAGCUUCUUUACGCAGCUUUAACUAGUUCUUCUGCAGAUCAACCCAAAGCUGAUUUGUGGCAAAACUUUGCAAGAGAAAUUGAAGAGCAUGUUUUUACCCUUUAUUCAAAGAAUAUAAAAAAAUAUAAAACUUGCAUCAGAAGCAAAGUUGCCAAUUUGAAGAACCCCAAAAAUUCUCACUUACAACAAAACUUGCUCUCUGGUACCAUGUCUCCACGAGAAUUUGCUGAAAUGACUGUCAUGGAGAUGGCAAACAAGGAACUGAAGCAGUUGAGAGCCUCCUACACAGAAUCUUGUAUCCAGGAACAUUACCUUCCCCAAGUAAUUGAUGGCACACAGACAAAUAAAAUAAAAUGCAGACGCUGUGAGAAAUACAAUUGCAAAGUCACUGUAAUUGACAGAGGAACACUUUUCCUUCCCAGCUGGGUGCGGAAUUCAAACCCAGAUGAACAAAUGAUGACUUAUGUAAUUUGUAACGAAUGUGGGGAGCAGUGGUACCACAGCAAGUGGGUGUGCUUUUAACUGUAAAUGAGUGUUCUCUUAACAAAUAACCUGAGUGAUUGAUACCUUUUAUUUGUACAACCCUUCUGUGCUUUUAAAAAUCUUGUACACACUACUCUCUAAAACAGAAGAAGGAGGAAAGAAAGUCGUUCCUGAAGCUGACACCACCAUCCCUAAAAGUUACAGUUUGGGGAGAGGGAGUGGAUGACUAUUUGUAUUGUGCCUUGUGGCCAUUUAAUACCUUACUGUAGACAGAGUGUGGGUGAGAACAGCCCAGCAUAAACUGGGAGCCUGUGGGAAAUGCAUCCCAGGCCUCACACCAUUGAAUCCGAAUCUGCAUUUUAGCAGGAUCCCCAGGUAAUCUUCCAGGAUGGGAUAGUUUGAGAAGAGCUGCUUUAGCAGUAGGUCUGUGACUCUCAGCAGUGGCUGCAUAUUAGAGUCAUCUGGGAAGCUUUGAAAACCCACUGGUGCUGAGACCCCACCCUAGAACAAUUCAGUUGGAACCUACGAGAUGGGACUCAGGCAUCAACAUUUCUUUUUUCAUUCCUCAAGUUAUUUUAAGAUGAGGUCAGAGUUGAGAACUACUCAGAAAUAGGCUCUCAUUUGAUCCUUUGUACAGCUCUAAGACAAGAGUGUUAUUCCAGGCACUUCAUGAAUGAGGAAACAGGUCCACAGAGGUGCGGUGACAUGCCCAAGUGACACAACCAUAAAUAGUACCAAUUCAGACAGAUCCCGGAUUUUCUUCCUCCAGACUCACUGAGACUGGCUCAAUAUCGACUUCUGAGAAAUGUAUUCCUGGAGGUUGGGGAUGAAAUGAAGAAUGUGUUUAGACUCCAACACUGGGUGACUAGAUCUUCAUUCUUUUCCCCUCUCUUUUCCCAUUUACAGGUCUCCCUUCAACCACAAAAGUCACCCUGGAACUCAUCCCACAGUUAGAAUUUUGUUUGGAACCCUCUUGCUUAGUUGAAGGAGUUGUUUUUUUGUUGUUGUUGUUGUUGUUUUUGUUUGUUUGUUUUCCCUGUGAACAGGUUUUCGGGGAUAUAUAAACUCUAGGAUGUUUAGUUUCUGAUGUCAGGAGUCUUCAUGUUCUCAAGGACAAGUGUCCUUGAGAUGGACAUUAAUGGUCAUUAGUCUGUCAGAGGAAGCCCAUCACCUUAGCCUUUGAAUGUAGAAACAGGCAGGCAUUUAUCUAAUAAAUGAAUUGAAGACUAAAUUACCUCUUUGAGGCCUUUGCAAACAGUGUUUAACCAGUUUACAUAAUUGUUUGAAUACAACAAGCUUUCUAUGUGAUUAUGGCUGAUUUUUUUUUCCUUAAAAAACUCAUAGAAUGUUCAUUGUUUUAUAGUUUUAAAAAGUUUACUUUGGCGGUCUUUACAAACCUACACAUUUCACUUUUUCACCAAUUCUUUUCUCCUAACUCUCUUCCUUUGUUGGAGCUCUGAAGGCCUAACUAUGUACACUUUACCUGCCUGACAGAAUUCUCCAAAACAUGCAUAAAAGUAAAAUAUGGUCGUAUUUUCAAAUAAUUUGGAAGAGUCGGUUCAGUGCCAUCAAGUGUGAAAUCUAUUUUGAUAUACUUUCUCCCCGUGUCUUCCCAGGGCUGCAUUUUGUGAUGAAACAUGUUUAGUUCUUAACUUGCAAGGUCAUCUAAAACUUAAAGUUUCAUAAAGUGUGGUUUCAUAUGACUUGGAAUGAUCUGAAAAACUAUUCAGUGGUUACGAAAGAGCACAGCACAUAAAAACCAAAUUUGAUUAGUUCAAGUCAGUGUUUAUGUUUUGCUUUGGGGGUUUGUGUAUAUGUGUGUAGUUUUUAUUUAUAUUGGAAUUUGGUAAACUAAAUGUUCAGACAAAUAAAAGUACUUGAAAUGGAAA
This is a messenger RNA of Macaca mulatta (Rhesus monkey), 4950 nucleotides long. The record is from RefSeq and is a predicted model, not a curated record. NCBI's taxonomy places the organism in Eukaryota, Metazoa, Chordata, Mammalia, Primates, Cercopithecidae.